AUGUCGAAAUCAGAUUCCUCUGUCGAUGAAAAGAGUAUCCGGAGCGUAGGGGGUGCUGAAGCCGCUGUCCCAGGCUACACAAUCGAUCCCGAAGCCGAGAAGAGGCUAUUGCGGAAGUUGGACUGGAGAUUGCUCCCGCUUGCUACUGCUAUAAUCUGUUUGAAUUUUAUUGAUAGGGCUGCCAUUGGAAAUGCAAAGAUCGCUGGUCUCGAAAGAGAUCUAGGAAUGGCUGGAUACGACUUCAACAUCGCGCUAACAGUGUUUUAUGUUUUUUUCGUUGUCUCGGAAGUACCCUCCAAUCUACUCCUCAAACGCUUUGGGACAGUCAUCUUAGCGAUCACGGUAAUCGGCUUCGGUCUCUGCACUCUGGGGUCGGCAUUCGUAACUUCGUACGAUGGCCUUAUCGUCACCAGAGUAUUUUUGGGAAUAUCUGAGGGUGGCACAUUGCCAGGGUUGACCUACGUUCUGGCCCGUUACUACCGAAAGAAGGAAUUCGUGUUGAGGCUCAGCGUCUUCUUCGGUGUCGCCCCAUCUCUAGCGGGUGCUUUCGGCGGCCUGCUUGCUUCUGGUUUGCUCAAAGUUGGUGACUUCGGCACCAUCAAAUCAUGGAGGAAAAUCUUCUUCAUCGAAGGCCUCCUCACAAUCGUCGUUGGGAUCGCAUGUCUCUAUCUCCUCCCAGCCGACCCUCGUAAUACCAGGAUGUUCAACGAGGAGGAACGUGCGUUGGCGCUGGCGAGGAUUGACGCAGACUCUGUUGUUAAGAAUCAGGGCAAGAAAGAGAAGGCGACUUGGAAGCUGGUGUGGAGGGCAUUCAACUUCAACACGAUCCUUUGCUCGUUGGUGUACCUCUUGCUCAACAUAUCCUUCCAAGGUCUGCUUCUGUUCAUGCCUACCGUCAUAGCUGGCCUUGGUAAAUUCACUGUCGUGAUGUCUCAGCUCCGCACUGUGCCCCCUUUCCUUACCGCCGCUGUAUGGGGUCUUAUAUUUUGCUAUCUCGGACUCCGCCUACGAAAGCACGCUGUGGUUAUGCUUGCGACUAUGCCUUUGGUCGUGAUCGGUUAUGCAAUUUCCAUUGGGACAACUAAUGCUGACGCUCGUUACGCUGCAUGCUUCUUAGUGAUUGCUGGCGCAAUUCCCACAGGUCCAAUAGUAUACGCUUGGGGAGUCGGGAAUUCUGCGCCUGACACUGUCCGCGCUGUUACUACCGGCAUUAUCCCAGGUAUCGGAGCAAUUGGAUCCAUCAUUGCCGUGUGGACAUAUCUACCUUUUGAUGCCCCCAACUAUCGUACCGGAAAUACGCUGAAUCUGGUAACAUCUUCCACUAUCAUCGUGGUCAUCACCAUUGGGAUGGUAUACAUCAUCUGGGAAAAUGCGAAGCGCGAACGUGGAGAAAGGAAUUACAGACUGGAGAACAAGUCAGAGGAGGAAAUCGAGCAGUUGGGGUACCUCCAUCCUCAGUUCCGAUACACUUUGUAG
Pleurotus ostreatus (oyster mushroom) is the source of this 1476-nucleotide messenger RNA. RefSeq lists its product as uncharacterized. Gene Ontology annotation, biological process: transmembrane transport. Gene Ontology annotation, cellular component: membrane. NCBI's taxonomy places the organism in Eukaryota, Fungi, Basidiomycota, Agaricomycetes, Agaricales, Pleurotaceae. The record is from RefSeq and is a predicted model, not a curated record. Bases 1 to 1476 code for a protein of 491 amino acids. Gene Ontology annotation, molecular function: transmembrane transporter activity. The transcript has 16 exons.